AUGGCAUCUAGGGACCGAACGUGUUGCGGGGUUAUCGAAGACGCUCGUGUCGAAGCUCGCAAACGAAGAGUCAAUAGACCGCAGCCAUGGAUUGUGCGCAAGCUUGCCAUCGGACUCUUCCUCGCUGUCGCUGGAUACGUGUCGUAUGUGUACAUCGGGAGAGUCUGCAAGAGUAUGCUCACUAGGGAUGGAGAGGUAACGGCUAGUUUGCCUGUUGGAGUUGUAUUCCUUGUCAUUUAUUCAACCCUUUUGCUGCUCAUUCUGUGGUCUUACGCCAAGGUCGUCUUUACGUCCCCGGGAGUCGCCCGAGAUUUUACGAGCCGGACACAACGACCGACUUAUGACCUCGAUCGCCACCCUUCAUCCAUGACGUCUGAACUACGUGGAGUCCCCUAUGAUCAGGUGUCCACAGUUCACACGUAUACGUCAGACCAUGCCCAACACACACAAGAUUCCAGGACACAAUCAAGCUUUACAUUGCAACGCGACUUUCAAGCUUCGUUAUCAUCAAGACGUUCCGAGAGUGGGAGUUCGCAAGCGACGGCUUACUCUAGCCACCACAUUGCUAGUACCAACGCCGUCAGGAGCCCCGAGGAAGCACGUGUAAGAGACGUGCUGGCUAACCCUGAGGCACCCUACGUGCCCGACAACAUUGCUCUACCCCCGAUUAAUACCGGGAGUACUCGCUCUCGAAGUAGGGAACCCAACGGAUUGGGGCCGGGUCAAAGUCGAAACAUCAAUGGGAUCUCGAGGCGUCCUCCAACUACGCCGAUACUGUUACCCGAGAACAGGUAUUGCAGUCGGUGUAAGAUAGUGAAGCCGUACCGAACGCACCAUUGUCGAGCGUGCGGAACUUGCGUGCUGAGGUACGACCAUCAUUGUCCCUGGAUCGGACAGUGUGUUGGAGCGUUCAAUCAGAAAUUUUUUAUCAAUUUUCUCCUAUGGGGAACCGUGGGCUGCUGGUGGACGUUUGGGAGCCUGUUGGGUCUUUAUCGUAUAUAUCAAGCGAAGGUGUCGUCUGACCUGCAAAUACCCAUUGCGAUCGCCUUAGCUGGCUUGUUCGGGUUCUUUGUAACUGGGUUGUUCAUGACACAAGUUCAUCUCACGCUGAACAACCAAACAACGGUAGAGUCCAUGUAUGCAAAAUCGAUGAGGGAGCGUGAACAAGCCGCAUUGGCCCACGAAUUUCAGUGGUGGCAGUUUGGGGCGAAACGGAGAACGAGACGACGGUGGGAUCAGGAGUGGGGGAGGAUAGGGAAAGAGGGAAAUAUCUGGUGGUUGGGGAAUCAUCGAGCUAAUUGGGAAGCGGUGAUGAGUAAGAACGUGUGGUGGUGGUUCCUGCCAGUGGGACACUGUCUUGACGAUGGGGCGAACUACCCGGUGAACCCUCGCUUUGAUGCACAGGGUCGGUGGAGCAGGCGAGAAGAAUGGCCUGACGAACUACGAUAGUAUAUGACGCGUGAUUUAUUCCGUGUUUGAUUUCAUGACGUUUGCCUGUUACUUACUGUACGGACGAUAUCUACCCACAUGCUGCUGUACGACAUUUGGGUACUUCUGACUUGGCUGGGCUGGACGAUAUCUACCCACAUGCUGCUGUACGACAUUUGGGUACUUCUGACUUGGCUGGGCUGGACGUAAGCUAGCAACAUGCGGUGGAUUCGGGCGGACCAUCGCCUACAAAGAACCACACGGCCGCCCAAAUACAAACGGUGCUUUCCACGGGGUUGGAGCCUUCCGACUUAC
This is a messenger RNA of Pisolithus orientalis, 1743 nucleotides long. RefSeq names its product DHHC palmitoyltransferase-domain-containing protein. NCBI's taxonomy places the organism in Eukaryota, Fungi, Basidiomycota, Agaricomycetes, Boletales, Pisolithaceae. Gene Ontology annotation, molecular function: protein-cysteine S-palmitoyltransferase activity. The transcript is spliced from 11 exons. Gene Ontology annotation, biological process: peptidyl-L-cysteine S-palmitoylation; protein targeting to membrane. Bases 1 to 1449 code for a protein of 482 amino acids. The record is from RefSeq and is a predicted model, not a curated record. Gene Ontology annotation, cellular component: Golgi apparatus; endoplasmic reticulum.